AUGGGUACCUUGGGAUACCCGGUUGACGUCGGCUCGCUUUGGCACUACGAUUCCACAAACGAGACCGGUUUUGUUUACUUUGGAGGCUUCUGGCUGGGACUAGGCGCAGGUAUUCUACUUCCAGGUACUGUCUGGAUUCAGACCAGCUACCCCAUCGAGUCUCGUAAGAUGCUCUAUAGCUCGAUUCAACAGUUCAUGCCUGCUUUUAGCUUGACAGUUGGCGCGCUCAUAACCUUUGGAAUUGUCAAUGGGAACCAAACCACGGGAGGUGUAUCCAGUGCGGUAUAUGCAACUUUCAUUGUCAUCACAGCCCUUCCAACAUUCACAGGCCUCUUAUUUAUCACAGACCCGAAGGAGCUGCGUCGUUCGUAUGGGUCUGGUAUCGCCCUCUUUGAGUCGGGAACCGUUUGGGGGGAGCUGAAAGGCAUUGCAGAGCUGUUCAAAGACAUAAAGCCAUCCAUCAACGCGCACUACUUCAACGUCCGCACCCGUGCUUUCAACAACAUCAUAGUCUGGAGUGUCCAGUGGAUCACGGCAGCUGCUAUGCAGCCCAUUUUGGAUAGCAAGCGUUUGAGCCGCCGGACCAGAGGCUUUUCCGUGUGUAUCUUCCUCACUUGCCUCGUGGUCGGAGACUGGGUUGGAGAGCUCGUAUGGCUUCAGGCCCAUCAGGCACCCCGUCUAAGUGACGGCCCCGGAUGGGGCUGGACAGAUGCCGACUUCACCUCCUUCAUUGUGAUUUACCUCUUCCAAGGCAUGUUGCAUCAAUUAUACUGGAUCUUCAUCCAGUGGGCGGUUGACGCGUUGUCGAAUCCACCUCACCUCUUGGCCAGAUGCUCUGGCUUAUUGAAAGCCUGUCUCGCGGGUGGCACCUGUAUUGCCUUUGGGGUUGACUCGGUUCUGCCACCUUUUGAGUAUGAAGUUGCCAGGAAUUUCGGUCUUCAAGGUUGUGCUAUGUGUAUUCUGGUUUAUAUCUGUGGCUUUAAGAGCACUGCUACCAGCUACGGAAAGGAAGAUGAUGUCAUUAUCCCUUCUUCCGAGGAUGCUACUAUUGAGGCUGCGUCGGAGGAUGUUGCUGUUAUCCCUUCUUUGAAGGAGACUGUUGCUUCUAAGCAAGAGAGAGCUAGAAAGUUCAGAGACGGCUAG
Messenger RNA from Fusarium keratoplasticum, 1143 nucleotides. RefSeq lists its product as uncharacterized. The transcript is spliced from 8 exons. Lineage: Eukaryota; Fungi; Ascomycota; Sordariomycetes; Hypocreales; Nectriaceae. The record is from RefSeq and is a predicted model, not a curated record. The coding region runs from base 1 to 1143 and encodes 380 amino acids.